AGAAAACAGAGGGACAUGGCGAGCCUGAACUGGUCAUAUGAGGGAGAAAAUGGGCCUGAGCACUGGAGCAAACUUUACCCCAUUGCUAGUGGAAACAAUCAGUCUCCUAUUGACAUCAAAACCAAAGAGAUCAAGCACGAUGCUUCUCUGAAACCCUUCAGUGUUUCCUACAACCCAGCAACAGCCAAAGAAAUCAUCAACGUGGGUCAUUCUUUCAACGUCAAUUUUGAAGACAAAGAUAACCAAUCAGUACUAAAAGGAGGUCCACUUGCUGGAAGCUUCAGGCUGCGGCAGUUCCAUUUCCACUGGGGUUCUGCUGAUGACCAUGGCUCUGAGCACACAAUAGAUGGAGUAAAAUACUCAGCAGAGUUACACAUAGUUCACUGGAAUUCUGAAAAAUAUGCCAGCUUCUCUGAAGCAGCUCAGAAACCUGACGGCUUGGCAAUUAUUGGUGUUUUCUUAAAGCUUGGCCAGGCCAACCCAAUCCUACAGAAAGUAAUUGGUGCCCUAGCUUCAAUCAAAACUAAGGGCAAACAAGCUCCUUUUGCUAAUUUUGACCCAUCUUCUCUGCUACCUCAAUCCUUGGAUUACUGGACCUACUUUGGCUCUUUGACUCAUCCCCCUCUCCAUGAGAGCGUAACCUGGAUUCUUCUUAGGGAACCAAUCAGUGUCAGCUCUGAACAGCUGGCCCAGUUCCGAAGUCUUCUGUCAAAUUCUGAAGGUGAAAAAGCCUCUCCCAUAGGGCACAACCACAGAGUACCCCAACCACUGAAAGGGAGAGUAGUGAAGGCCUCAUUCCACUGA
Trichosurus vulpecula (common brushtail) is the source of this 804-nucleotide messenger RNA. RefSeq names its product carbonic anhydrase 1 (gene CA1). The coding region runs from base 16 to 804 and encodes 262 amino acids. The transcript is spliced from 7 exons. Gene Ontology annotation, molecular function: zinc ion binding; carbonate dehydratase activity. Lineage: Eukaryota; Metazoa; Chordata; Mammalia; Diprotodontia; Phalangeridae. The record is from RefSeq and is a predicted model, not a curated record.